Molecule: messenger RNA, 2181 nt
Organism: Durusdinium trenchii
Lineage: Eukaryota; Dinophyceae; Suessiales; Symbiodiniaceae
Source: the annotation of a GenBank genome assembly
CUCGAACGACCGCGCUUGCUUCGCCCCGAACGAACACCCUGCUUCGAGUCGACGACGGCCAUGGCGGCGGCGGGCCUAGCGGCGAUCAAGCCGCCCAUGGCGGCGAGCAUUGUGGAGAAAAUGGAGGUUCCUUCCGCGGCAGAAACCUUGGGCGAAAUGAAGAGCUCGGUGGCAUCGCAGAUCUUGUCGAAGAUGGUGGACAACGACGCUCAUGCUCGGGCGGCGGAGAUCCUCACGGCCAUGGACGGGGCAGCCGAGCUCUUGGCAGAACUCCGGGCCGCAACUGCCGCCUGGGUGGUCCAAGAGAUGGAUGUCGAGGUGGCAGCAAACCUUCUGAGUGAGAUGGCUUAUGUGGGCGCCGGCUAUGUGCUGGCAGAGCUGGAUGCAGAUCAAGCGGCCCCCAUCCUGCUUGAGAUGGAGCAACAGAACGCCGCAUACAUCCUGGAUGACAUGGAGACCUCGGCUGCGCUGGGGAUCCUGGCAGACAUGAGCAGCGACCAGAGCGCGGCUCUCCUCUCCUUGAUGGUCCCCGAUGCCGCGGCACUCAUUGCAGCGGAGAUGGAGUACGGUGAUGCCGCGAAAAUCUUGACGGAGAUGGAACAGGACGCCGCGGCAUCUGUGGUUCAAGAGAUGGAGCCAGAAGCUGCCGCCUACAUCCUGGCCGAGAUGGAUUCCUCAGCGGCUGCCGAGGUCGUGGCGGUGAUGGACUACGACGAUGGUGCGGCCUUCGUUCUGGAGCAGUUGGAGGCGGAGCAAAGCGGGAAGAUCCUCGCGCACUUGGAGCCUUCGGUGGCGGCCGCCAUCGUCACGGAGAUGGAGUUUGAAGCCUCCGCCGCCAGCUUGCAUGAGAUGGAUUUCGAUAUCGCCUCGAACCUCCUGGCGGAGAUGGACCCGAGCGCUGCUGCAGGCGUUGUCUCGUUGAUGGAGGCCGACGCUGCAGCGGGGGUGCUGACGGCCGCCAGCAGCUACCACACGUCGGCACAGGUCGUGGACAAGCUCACGGAGGAGUGCGCGGCGGAGGUGUUCUCGGAAAUGGAGCCGGAGGCUUCGGCGGGCAUUGCCAGUGAGCUGGAAUACGAGACCUCCGCGCGUGCGGUGGCGUUGAUGGAACCGUCUACUGCAGCGGCGCUCUUGGAAGCUGUGGAGCACUACGAGGAUUCCGCGGGCAUCCUGGGGCAGAUGAGCUACCGUGAGGCGGCCAAAGUGGUGGAAGAGAUGGAUGCACCGGCAGCAGUGAUGGAGUAUCUGGAGUACGAGGACGCUGGGGGCAUCUUGCACGAAAUGGGGCUUGAGAGUGCUGCUGGGGUGCUAGCCAAGAUGGACCUCAGCGAGGCCGCGCAGGUGGUUGAAGAGAUGACUUGUGGUUCAGAGCAGAUUUUACCCGAGAUGGAGUACCAUCAGGCGGCGAAGAUCUUCACCCAGUUGUCCAGCGCCUCUUCAGCUAGCAUCAUCUAUGAGAUGGACCCUGAUUCCGCAGCCUACAUCCUGGCUGAAAUGGAUCAUCACCUGGCAGCGGAGAUCCUACUGCAGCUGGACGAAUACGGUGGUAUCGAGCACCAUGUGACGGCAUGCCAUAUCGUGGAGGAGAUGGAGACGCAAACAGCUGCCGAUAUACUGUCGGCCGCCGACCCGGCAGACGCGGCAGAGUUGGUGUCCUCCAUGGACUACGAGGGCUCCGCAGGGGUGUUGCUGGCGAUGGAGUCGCAGCAGGCGGCGAAGGUGAUGUCGGAGUUGGAAUAUGAUCACGCGGCAGAGAUCCUCUCGCGUCUCAAGGUGCCGAAGGCUGCUGCCAUCCUCUCCGAGGCGGAGUACUACGACGCCGCAGGCAUCUUGGAAAAGAUGGACUUGGCGAAAGCCCAGCAGCUGUUGCGUUCGGGCUUUCUAGACCGCGAUGCCAUCCUCGAUGCCAUGGAAGACGCGCAAAAGUCUUCACAGCUCCGCACGCGUGUGGCCAAGCGUGCCCGCACCAGCUGAAGAACACGGGGAAACGGCUGAAACGAGGGGCUCUUCAAGAGGGGCAGCUGAGACUUGAUAGAUGUGAUUUGUUUGAGCUGAGAGGAUCUGUAUAUCCACCUUGCUGAUCCUCAGAAUCUACACCGAAUCAUCAUGGAGGUGGAAAACCACCUGUUUUGUAGAGGAAAACCCGAUUCCUUGGGUAAUCUCCCUGGAUCUUGCUUGAAC